Molecule: messenger RNA, 3476 nt
Organism: Schistocerca gregaria
Lineage: Eukaryota; Metazoa; Arthropoda; Insecta; Orthoptera; Acrididae
Exons: 2
Coding region: 98-493 (131 amino acids)
Source: RefSeq, a predicted model, not a curated record
CAGUAGCGUGCUGCACUUCCAAGGAGACGCUGGCGUAUGACGUCAUCCGCCCCGGUCCAGGAGUUUGCGCCGUCUCGCCGACUCCAGCUAAGUCGAGAUGCACGUGUGCUGGUGGCGGCUGAUCGUGGCGAUGGUGGCUCUGCCGUUGGUGGCGGGUGUGGUGAUCAUCCUGAUGUGCUUCGUCUGCUGCCCGCUGCUGUGGAAGGAGAUACCCAAUACGGAGCAGAGCGACUACUACCGCACACCGCUCUAUGUGGUGGGAGUGCUGGCGCUCUGGGUGCUCUUCGCCAUCGGCAUCUUCUUCCUCUGGUGGCGCCGGAAGCCCAAAGUGAUCGUUGGCGAUUCCACCGAAGUGAUCAUCGACGAGCCCACCAAAGUGACCGUCGACGAGCCCACCAAAGUGAUCGUCGACGAGCCCACCAAAGUGAUCGUCGACGAGCCCACCAAAGUGAUCGUCGACGAGCCCACGGUGCUCCCCGCCUCCGAGGCGUGACAGCCCGUCCACUUGCCGAUACCUCCAAACGCGACGUAUGGCUGUGACAUCAGUGGGGCCACUUUGUCACGUUGAGGUGUACCAUUGGGAUGUACAUCUCUCCUGAGUAUCAGCGGACUUUAUACUGACGACCAAGCAUUAUAGGGACCAAAUCUCCACAUUACUUUGCCAGUUUUCAGCUGACACACAGGUGUUUGUACCUGGGGCUCCAGUUGUGAUUCGUGCUGUAUGAAAUUUUUUUGUCGAUGCGGAGAUUCUCUUCCUACAGUGGAAAGAGCGCAAAAACAUUACAGGGGGGGGGGGGGAGGUAUUUACUCAGUUGUAUGGCAACCCAUAUUGCAUAUUGCACACUAAUAUGAAGAAAAUACCGUCUAACCGUCUAAGAUGGGAAAUAAAGACAUGCCACAAAGGAAUUAUCCGAAUGGAACGUAAAUCUGUAGAAGUGAUGUACAUAUGCAUACACACUAAUGAUUGUAUUUACCACAAAAUUAUAUGAUUUAUUCACGAGAAAGUGCUUCACAAACUGAACAAGUCAACACCUCGUUAGUCCAGCUUUGGCCUGCAUGGAAGCAGUGAUAGGAUUUACCUCGGGUGAAUAUCAUGCCAGAUUCCGUCCAAUUGGGGCGUUUGGUCGUCAAAUCCUUAGAUGGUUUGAAUUCCUUGCCCAAAAUACUGCAUUUGGAGAGAUCCAGUGACGUUGCUGGUCAAUGUAGGGUUUGGCCAGCACGAAGAGAAGCACUAGAGAACAGUUUUUGAUGUUGCCGAGCAACAGUAAAGGAACACACCGCCAUUUGACUCUUUUAUGGUUUAUUUAAGUACAAUCCAGGAUUCGGCCUCAUGUGCCAUUUUCAAGCCUAAAGUUGGCCAACUGAGUUUGUGAACAGUUGAGGGUCAUGAAACAUAUGUUAAAGAAAUAAAACAUUCAAAUAAUGGUUUGUUUUUGUAAUGGGGGUGGAAUGUCAAAUGGGCCGACUUGGAGCAGGAGAGGACAUUUUAUUUUCCACUGUCUAUACUUUUACAAAGAAAUUCAUAAAACUUUGCCAGCAUGACCAGAAAGGAUUCAAGAUUUACACUAAUAGCAGUGAAAGUUCAAAAACUGUAAUAAAAUAAUUUUUUGUCCAUGUAAAAUUUCAUCAUUUUUUUCACUUGCUAUUGGCACCAUUUGUUGCUAUAGGUACACUUUUCUUCAUAAGUAAGAGAGAUUCUUCGAUGAUUUUUGCACAGUAUAGAAAUCAUUCUUCCAGGUGUUUAAAACUGUAGAAUUUAUUUAAAUUAUGAAAAAAUUUAAACUUCAUGUUGAGAAAAAAUCAAUUUUUACCACAGUUUUUAAUAGAUUUGGAAAAUUCUAGAGUUUCAUACACCUGUAAGUAUGGUUCGAAAUCUUUGCAAAGUUCAUUGAAGUAUCUCUCUUACUUAUCAAGAAAAGUGUACCUAUAGCAACAAAUAGUGAGUGAAAAACUGAUGAAAAUUCACUUGUAACAGAAAAUUAUUUUGUUAUGUGUAUGAACUUCCACUGCUAUGACUGUGAAUCCUGAAUCCUUCCUGCUCAUGCUGACAAAGCUUUAUGAAUUUAUUUGUAAAAGUAUAGACAGUGGAAAUUAAAAUGUCCUGUGGUCCCUCUCCUGCACCAAGUCGGACCGUUUGAUGUCCUACCCCCUCCUUAAGAAAAGCAGUAGAAACUCUUGUCAUGUGCGGGUGAGCAUUAUCUUGCUGAAACGUAAGCCCAGGAUGCGUUGCCAUGACAGGCAACAAAAUGGGGCACUGAUUAUCGUCGACUUAGCCCUGUGCUGUAACGGUGCCGUGUACGAAGGCCAAAGAGGCCGUGCUAUGAAAUGAAGUGGCACCUCAGACCACCUGUCCUGGUUGUCAGGGUGUAUGAUGCGCGACAGACAGGUUAAUAUCUCACCGCUGUCAGGCGCGACUCCAGACACGUCUUCGGCCUGGAAUCUCAUUGUCUGGAACAGAAUUGUCUUCAGUGAUGAGUUACGCUUUGAACUGAUCCCAUACGACAAGCGAAGACUCCGCAGACAGGGGUCGGAAGUCAAUGUGACUGUCUCUAACCAUACAGCCUGACAACCAAUUGUAUUGUUUCUUUUCACAGCAGGGCCUACUUGGUUGUCAUUCACGGCACCCUUACAGCACCCUUACGCCAAGUUUUUGUUGUCCUUCACAGCAAGACAUCUUGGGCUUACACUUCAGCAAGAUAAUGGCCGCCCGCACAUGAUUGUCUUCGUUCUUGCCAAACCCUACCUUGCCCAGCAAGGCAGCCGGAUCUCUUCCCAACUGAGAAGGUUUGGAGUUUCCAACCUGCUUGGGAUUCUGACGAUGUAACACACCAAUUGGACACUACUUGGCACGAUUUCUCUCAAGAGGACAUCCAGAAACUCAAUCGAUCCAUCCGAAGCCGAAUAACUACGUGAAUAAGGGUUAGAGGUCGAUCAACACACUGUUGACUUCCUCAAUUUGUUGAGCUCUUCCUCCUGAAUAAAUCAUCAAAUGUUUCUGAAAUUGUAACCUUUGUCUGUUUGCCUGUACGCGCGCAUCACAUCUACCGUGUCCCGACUCAUUCGGAUUUUGUCUUAGAGUGUAAAUUCUAAUACAGACAUUUAUAAUUUUCGAGUAGUGCAGCUUGACGGAAACCUAUGGCUUGCAUGUAGUGGCAUUAGAGUUUUUGUUUUACAGUUUCAUUAAAUACAGAUUGACAAAUAACUGCACAAUGCAAGUGAAACACAGAAAUGUUUCUCAAUCCAAUCCCACAAUGGUCACAGAGACAAAGAUGAUGGCCAUUGUAUUUUGAAGUCUGGUACGAGACUAUGAAUUUCUCUCACUGACGUUCAGUGGCAGGCAGUCAGAAGUGAUUUUUACUUUCAGCAACACUGGAAUUAAACUAGUUUGUUCAUCAUUCUCAGUAAGUUACAAAUAACAUUUUCAAAAAUCACUGUACACAUCCCACUACAGCGUUCAAUAAAAUGUUUAAAACAAG